This is a messenger RNA of Porites evermanni, 7968 nucleotides long. The record is from the annotation of a GenBank genome assembly. Lineage: Eukaryota; Metazoa; Cnidaria; Anthozoa; Scleractinia; Poritidae.
AUGGAGGGUCUUAUUGAAAUGACCAACAAUGCCUCUGGCAAUAGAGAUUCCAUUGGGUCUUUAGAGGCAAAAGUGGAGAAUCUUAUUACACUAAACAACAGUACUCCUUCUGGCACUGGCGCUGCCGCAAAGUCGCUAGAAAGAAAGAUUGAGAGUAUGGUUGAACUGAACAACAAUACUUCUAGUACAAUGAAGUCCUUAGAAUCAAAAGUACAAAGUCUUGUUGGUCUGAUAAACAAAACCUCUGGCGUCAGCGAUAGCAUGAAGGCCUUGGAGGCAAAGGUGGAGAGUCUAAUUGCACUGAACAAAAAACCCUCUAACGUCAGCGAUGCCAUGAAGUCAUUAGAGGCAAAGGUGGAGAGUCUUAUUGCACUGAACAACAAAACCUCUAGCGUCAUCGAUGCAAUGAAGUCCUUAGAAUCAAAUGUACAGAGUCUCAUUGCACUGAACAACAAAACAUCUGGCUUCAGCGAUGCCAUGAAGUCGUUAGAGGAAAAGGUGGACAGUCUUAUCGCACUAAUCAACAAUACUUCCUCCCCAGUUCCACAACCGGUUCCAAACCCAACAGGUAUUCUUAAAUAAAAUCUACCAAUGUUGAUUAUUAAUUUUACUUCCUUUUGAUACUCAUGUAAAUAAAUGAACUAUUUUUAUAUUUUUGGAUAUGGUCACGUCAGCCGUUUCUGUCGUCUCUUCUUGUAAGGAACAGUACGAAAAAGACAAGUAAGUUAUAUUUUGGUUUCAUUUGUUAGUUAAGAUGGAAACUUUUCCUACUAUAGAUUUUUAUUGUUCGAUGACAAAUAUCCUUAUUCCAUCCUUAUUUCAUGUCGUUGUUGCAAACUUCCUGACUGAGGGUCAGUAGUAGGUUUGAACGAUUUGUUCUAAAACCAAUUUACAUCAGUGGGUCUUAAAAAUUCCGUACAAUUUAGCGAGGUGGAUGCUGGGUUCUAUGUUUCUCUAACAUUACCAAAGAUUAAUUCCUGAUAAUAGUUAAUUAGUUAACACUUAGAGUCAAUAUUUUAAAACAGUUUAUUGAACACAGCCUUUAUUAACUACUCCCCGCCCGCAAUAUCAUAUCCUCGAGACAGCGAUAUAAAAAGCAGAUUAGUGCUCUGCGAUUCUAUGUUAAACGAUUUUUUGCGCCUUAUAUUUUCAUUUGUUUCCAAGUUUGUUUAUUUACGUAUUUCAUGUCGUGACUUACGCAGUGAAUUCGAAGGCUGGAGAACUGUUGCAUAGUACAUAAGAAAUCAAACUCAACUCAAUAUUCAUAAAAGGCUUCAUUCAAGUGUAACCGUCCUUAAUUAAUUGAAUUAACUUAAUAAGGAAUAUUCCCUCAGAUCCUAUUCCUUGGCGAGUUUGGGGGCUUAGGUAAUCUUCAAUGCUCAUGCCUACCCUUGAAGAAUGAGUUUGAAUGAGUUUGGGUGAUGAAUAGUAGUAUAUUCUGUCAGCUUAAGAGUACCUUGCCAACACUAACUUUACUUCGUUUUUUUUCCUCUCUGGUGGUUGAAAAGCCUUUUUUUAUCUCUAUCUAAGGCUGCUUACAGGCUUUUAAGGCCUUAUUUUUUUCCAAAAGCUUUUCAAAUGACAAUCCAUCAUAGUUGUUACUGGUCGUGGUGGUGGUGGUAAGUGGGUAGGGACCCGCCGGUUGCAACUACUUUACCCAACAAGAUAACCGAAUGAAUUUGUAUAUAAUUACCUCCAAAAGGUUUAUUGCCUUUCAUUUAACAUGAACUUUGUCAAACAGUUUCUCAGUUCACAUAUUGGACUCAUAGCUACGGGUUUAUUAAGGACAAAUGACAGUGUACCCUCUGAAACCUACACCUCCUCCUCCUACCUGCGACCGGAAUUUCUGUCUGCGAGUGAAGGUUAUAAGUACUAGAUAGUUACUUCUGUAUUGGUAGCUGUUGUGACAGACGUUGCCACCAACAUCUAGAUGGUACCUUGAAAUAAAGGUGCGAAAUUGUACAAUCAUGAGUGUCUCAAAUUGCCCUAAACAUGGAAUUCGAUUAAAUAUCGCCCUAUGCUAGGAAUCUAUGACAGUUUUGGACUCCGGAGUUCCAAGCAGUGGAUUCCGGAUUGCAGGUACUGGAUUCAGGAUUCUUUGUCAAUGUCAAUUAGAUUGGAUUCCAGUCGUUAGUGGGGGAUUUGGGAUCCCUUCAGCUGAGUUCCGGAUUCCACCAGAAAAAAUUUCCCAGACUCUGGAUUUCCCAGGCACAAAUUUUCCGGAUCACGGAAUCCGGAUUCCCUUACGUGUGUCAAUAAAUAGCAAUUCCCGCUUGUCAUUAUCAGGAACUCCUUGCCUCGACACAGACCUUUUAAUAUUAUACACUUAAUGUGAGAUCCCGAGGGAAACAGUUAGUUUUGUUUUCCCGAGAGUCCUGAUGUUUCCCGAGACGCUUCGUGUUUGUGUUGUUAUGUUCAUUCACGAAAAAGAAAACUGGCCGUGUUUUUCUCGCCUUCUGUCACGCCACUUUCCACCAUGCUUUGAUCACGUGCUGUAAUGUAUCCCAAGCGGGGUACAUUGCUUAAUGCAUCACGAUCGAGAUACUUUUGAUUUUAGUCAAGGCCAAAUGACCAAGAAUCAACCAAUGGCAGUCCCUGUUUAGUUGAGUGAAAGUCUAGGAAUAUAACAAUACAAUUUGUUUUGCAGAGGACCUUCCGCUUCUCUUCUCCACUUUGGAGUGACAGAAAUACAUACAACAUUGCAGGCGGAAUGACUGGUUUUGACAAUCAAGAAACCAAACUUCCAACCUACUGGAGCACAAAUUUUUCCAAGAUCUGUCUCGGAAUGAAGAUCGGCAGUCAGACUAGGUUCGUUGCUCUUAACCAGACUGCUACCUCUCUUCACGCCCUCAUCUCCGACGGAGCGUUCCGUACAAGCGAUCUGGGUCGUGAGCGCUGGAAGAUGCUGAUUGGUCCUCAGGGCUCCUUGCAGCAAAACUGCAAUAGAGAAGGGUUUAAUGCAGUUUGCAGUGGAACUAGUAAUCCUUCGAAAGCAAGAAUCGGUAUCCUUGGAAACAACAAAAACGACUGUGUUAGCUGUGAUUCUAGAAUCGGAUUUGGCAUGAAAGGGGAGCCAGAUAGUUCCAUCAGAUGUGGAGUUGCAGCACGAAACUAUGCGGAUAAUGGCGAAAAGUACGUUAAUGCAUUUGGAUACAUCUUAGUGCAAUAGAAAUGAGCCAGUACUGCGAUUUAUGAGACUGCAGACAACAGAUUGCAGAUAGGGCCUGUAAAUUGACUGACACUAAAAUAACUCCUAACAAAGAUGGCGUCAUCAGCAACAUUAACUAGAUCCCCGGCUUCUAAGAAAAAGCUCUCUCUGGAUAUGUCAACCUAUCCAGUAAUUUCACAAAUUUAGGGGUUCAGGACGUCAUCUCUUCGCUUCUCUAUUGCGAGGAAUCAUUGCGCAUCGAGAACUUGCUGCUGCUCCUAAACUAGUAUAGGGACCCCCAGAUUUCAUUUCAAAAGUUAAGUUUCUAUAACAUGAACUACCAAUCAGUAAAGUUUGACAAAAAUCCUACUGCAGGUUCUACUUCAGAGGAAUAAUCGUAAAUUUAGACUUAUUACACAUGGGAACGAGGGGGUAGCCGGUUUUAUGCUAAGAAUUCAGGUUGUCAUAUAUCAGCUCAUAUUUGAGAUAUUGGAAGAAAAUUUUCAGCGCUUAAAUCCGCUUGCAAAGUUCAUUUAAAUACGGUAUAAACAUGGGGAGAUUUAAAAGUUUAAAAUGUGACCUAGUAAUUUGACAUUUGGUAUUAACUUCUAUGCCAAUCUAAUUGGCCUGAGGUUUCAUAUUAACAGCCAACUUUUGCCAGAAAAAUACAUACAUACAUAACAGAAUUAGGCGUAUCAUUUUUCUGGCGAGGAAGCUCAAUUUGAGACUGUGAAUGUGGGGCUUAUCGAUCACUAUGAACUCCCUCCCUAACUAAUGACUAUAAAUAAAGAUAAACUUUUCCAUUUGAAACAUGUCAGAGAGAAUUUAAGCCUCUCACGCAGACGGCAGGAACGCGUGACGAACCCCUAAGAACGUCUGCUUGGGAGGCUAGGAGAAUUUCAAUAUUUUGUAACUUUUUAAAAAUAUGUAGCUUCGGUAUAAGCAUCAAGAUAGCUUUUUGGAAGUAGUUCUAAUACAAAUACACCUAAAUGCAAUACAGCCAUAACACCGUCAUGGAUGACUGAAAAAACAAAACAAAACAAAACAAAAGAAUAAAAGGAUCGAAAAAACGUACCAAGAACAAAUUUGCCAUAAUCGCUACAUUCAGGGAUCUGGGGUGUUUACCAUUGACACAAACCACCCCUGUGAAAAUCUUGUGCAUGAACGUGAACUAUUAAAUUUAACAUGGGGGUGGGGAGAACGACCCGCUUCUGAGUGGAACAAAAUCAAGUGAGCAGACUAAAAAGAGUAGAAAAAUUGCAUCGCUGCAAUUAGAUCACAGCUCACGUUUCCUGAAGCUUCCCAUACAAAUUGGCGCGAACCAUUUGAUCUUCAAACCGGAAUUUCCGGUUUUUGCUCAUAAAAAGGUAAGUACUCCUAAGUCUGGCUAAAGGACAAAGCUCAAGAGGUCCUUCAUUCUCGUCCCCAGAGCCACUCGGUUUAAUUUGCAACGAACCAGUGGCUCCGGUGACCAAGAAACGACGGGCUCUGGGGACGAGAAUGGAGGUCCUUGCAAUGGAGAAUCCGUUUGGUAUAAGAUUGCUUCUGCGGAAAUGCGGGAUUGGCGCUGGGGAUCAAGACCGAGAGCGAAGAAAAUAGGGUCGCAAGUUUCACUGGGUGAUAAUAAUAUGCCAAAUUUGCACACAAGUAAACUAUCAAGUAAUUCAGACGUUACUUCAAAUCCAUACAAAUUGUGAUGUAUUUGUCAUUUGUUCAGCUUGGCCUGAUGAUUGUGUCGUUUUCCGUUAAUGACGCCACUUAUUCGUCGAUGAACGCAAGUAACAGUCUGCAAAAACCUCGCCUUAACAAGACGCCGGUUAAUAAUUGCAACUGCCAUUGCACUGUAAAUCAAAAUUCGCGUAUGAGGUCCUUAGAAGCAAAAGUGGAAAGACUUGUUGCGCUUAUCAACAGUACUUCAGGCGUCAGCUAUGCCAUAAAGUCCUUAGAAGCAAAGGUAGAAAGCCUUAUAGGACUAAACAACAGUUCUUCUAGCGUCAGUGAUGCUGUAAAAUCCCUAGAAGCAAAGAUGGAGAGUCUUAUUGGAGUGAUCAAUAGUACUUCUUCUUUCAUUCCACAAAUGACUCCACAACCUACAGGUAAACAAGAUGAAAAUUAUUAAUGCUGAAUCAUAAGUUUACAUACUGUGAUCUGCAUGCAUAUCAACAACAAUUAUUUUCAUUUUUUCGGUUAUAGUCACAGCAGCCGCUUUUGUCUCUUCUUGCAAGGAACAAUUCCAGAAAGACACGUAAGGAACUUAAUCGUUUAAUUUCUAGUUUUAUACUACUUCAUGAGAAAUUUCUGCAAUUUGAUUGGUUUAGAGCAGUGGUAUUUCAGCUUAAUUUGAAAUACCUACAUGUGGAAAUUACAAACUUUUUGUGGGUAGUAGUGUAAACAAGUAAUAGCAUGACUUGUACGUGAUAUUUGGAAUAAAUACCACUCGUGAUAUUUCAAAAUUGUCUCAAAUUUCACUCGCCUAAUGGCUCGUGAAAUUAUGUAUAACAAUUUCGAAAUAUCACUUGUGGUAUUUAUGCCAAAUAUCACUACAAAUCAUGCUAUUACCUAUACAAAAAAGCCUUCGUCUUGUGUAUAAAUUUGUUUUUGGGAAAUGAAAAUAAAUGCUUCGUAUAUACGGAAAAUAUCCUUAUCGUAAUCUUAUAUUUACGCUUUCUGGGCUUAAAGCAUUUACUGAAUCAAGCCGCCCUGCCUUAAGUUUAAAGAUUCCUACCGUUGCACUGUUGAAAUCGGCUUAAUAUCUCGACUUUUUUCGCGCGGCUUUAAAAAUGUUUGAGUUAACAACUAAAGUAAAAUGUUAUGCAUUUAGAGCCUAGGUGCUAGAUUCCUGGUAUGUUAAUAUCAAGACUACAGUCCUUUCCAGAAGAUGUCGAAGACUUUGAGGCACCAUAACCACACAAUUAUAUACAGCUCGAGCUAUAUUUAAAAAAAAAUACAGAAGAAAAAAGUACAAAACAGGCUAAUUUCUCAAAACUAAAUAACUAAUUCGCGUGAACACAACAGUAUCUUUCACAAAGUUGCUGUCUGUAAAGUUUUCCGGGUGGAUAUCAUUGCCAUCAAUGCUAAUCUUAGUCUUCCAUUUUCCCUUUAAGAACAUAUUGAUUCUUGGUAAAAUACUAUCACGAAUUUUGCACGUUUUUGGUAGAAGAAAAUAUAGACUCCACCGCUGGCUUUUUUAAAAAAACGUCAUAGACUUUGUAACUGUCUUUUUUUUUUUUGGGAGAAUUGUCUGUUUUGCCCCUUUUGUUCAUUCAAUAUAUAUAUUUAUUUAUUCCAUACUGAGGGUUAAAAUAGUUUAUGUCACAAAGAGCUACAUUUAUUUAAGUAUUGUAGCUCAUCGGCCGUCUUAAAUUAAUUGAAUUAAAUGGUGGUUUACAACAAAAUGCUAAUAAGUAACAAGUGAAAACUCUUCGGUAUUCUGUUCAAAGGCUCUCGAUUGUACAGGUCUUAGUUGAAAAUAGUCUCAAAUAAAGUUACUUGCUUUAAAAGUGUUUUUGCCUUUUUGUUGGUUAAAAUAAUCAUGUUUCUUCUAGAGCUCGUCACAGGCUAUCUGUUAGGGCUAUAACCCUUCAAAAACAUCUCAACUUAAGAAAACCCCAAGGGAGUUGGCGAGGCAGGGGGAUGGGGGAAUGGGGUGCAACACACCCCUACCAUAACCAAGUUGAGGGUAUGAAUCUGCUUAUACGUUCAAAGGUUAACUAUGCGAUUAUUUAUCUAGUUUGUCAAAGAGUCAAGUAUUUACCCUGAGCGUCGAUUCUAAAACAAUUCCUGUUUACUGUCACAUGGGAGACUUUGGAUGUGGAGGAGGAGGAUGGACGCUGGCCUUAAAGACGGACGGCUUGAAGGUACUAGAAAGUUUGGUGUUUGCAGCUCUCCUGACCGACGUUGUCAAAAAGCAGCUGGUUCUUUGAGAUGGAGCGUGAUAACAUGCAUUUAGAGCUGUGUUGCGACUUUACCUUUCGAACAGGAAAACAAGCAAAGCUAAAGCGCAAUUCUUUCUUCUAUACAGUUAUUGUAAACCUAAUUUUCUAUCCAGUCUGUGAUUUAGGAGUGUACUGAUCGAUCGCUUAAUUAAACUUGCUAAUAUACGAUUAGCUACCGUUCUAUAACCAGUUUAUGUGAAAAGACUUAAAGGUAGUCUAUGACACAUUAACCAUCAAACUGAGAUACGGACCGGCCUUUGCGCCUUCUACCUUGAGAAAAUAUGUUUGAGGACUAGGCCGCCCAAUACAGUCAAUGUACUAUGCAAAUUCAUUAACUAAUGAAAAUUACAAUUUGUUUUUCAGGGAACAUUCCGCUUCAGUUCUCCACUUUGGAGUAACAGAAACCCAUACAACGUUGCGGGUGGCAAGACAGGUUUUGACACUCAAGAAACAAAGUUACCAACCUACUGGAGUACAAGUUUUACCAAGAUCUGUCUCGGGAUGAGGAUCGGAAAUCAGAUUAGGUUUGUUCUUCAAAAUCAGACUGCCACCUCUCUUCACUCCCUCAUCUCCGACGGAGCGUUCCGUGCAACCAGCCUGGGCCGUCAUUCCUGGAAGGCGCUGAUUGGUCCUCAGGGCUCCUUACAGCGCAACUGCAAUAGAGAAGGGUUUAAUGCUGUUUGCAGCGGAAAAAGUAAUCCUUCCAAAACAAGAAUCGGUAUCCUUGGAAACAACCAAAACGACUGCGGCAGUUGCGAGUCCAGAAUCGGAUUCGGGAUGGAAGGGGCGCCAGAUGGUUCCAUAAGAUGUGGAAUUGCGGCACGAAACAAAGCUGAUAAUGGGAAAAAGUUCAUCAACACGUUUGGAUACAUCUUGGUUCAAUAG